Molecule: messenger RNA, 1242 nt
Organism: Serendipita indica DSM 11827
Lineage: Eukaryota; Fungi; Basidiomycota; Agaricomycetes; Sebacinales; Serendipitaceae
Source: the annotation of a GenBank genome assembly
AUGGCCCAGAAGCGCGGAAUACAUGACGUGGAUCAAGAUCCAAUAACGAAAUUAGAAGAGGAAGUUCGGUUUGGUCCACGAAGACGACUGGAAUCUAGUCACGAGCUCGGCCAAAAGCUAGAGUUGCCCUCAAAAUCAACACCUCCCACCCAAGUCGCAUUCCAGAAGCCAUAUCAACUCGUAUCGUUCUCAUAUACACCCCAGAGAGAGCUGGUGUUCAACGACUCGGCAUUGCGAUUUUGGGUCGAGCCUCCCCGGAAUGCAGACCUCAACUAUCGGUAUGCCCAUUGGAUAAAGAGAAAGGAGGAGAGAGGUAGACUGGAUGGAUUGCUAAAGGCGGCUAUUCAUGCGCGAUGUGACGAGACUAGAAGUCGUGCUCGCACCAUUUGUUGGAGAGGUGUCCUAUGCAAGAUUCUAAUCGCGCCGUACGAGGAACGGGAUAAAUGGGAACUCAAUGUAAUGCGACUCGGGGAUACAAUAUACCUUGAGGAACACGCCACAGAUCAAGCUCUGGCACAAAAAGAAAAUAUGAACGAACAUCAGCGUAAGCAGACAUAUUACGGUUAUUCCUUUGAAUCAUGGUGUACGGACGUCCGUCCGCGGGGACACGACCAACAACCACGCUGGGGUGGUGAUGUGGACACCAAUGUGCAAUGGUGCUCUGUAGUCAAAACGAAAAUAGGUCAACAUCGGCUGCUCAUAGGCGGGGAGGUAGAUUGCGUACGUGGCCGAUAUACCGAACAGCCAGAUACCUUUGUUGAGCUCAAGACCUCGAUGACCAUUCGCCCAGGCAAUGGCUGGGACGAAGCAAAGUUUGAAAAGAAGCUGCUCAAGUUUUAUUUUCAAUCAUUUCUACUGGGAGUCCCAGAGAUUGUGGUGGGCUUCAGAACGCCACAAGGUCGGUUGCAGACUGUGCAAACGUUUAAAACGCUUGAAAUUCCUCGUAUGGUCCGGGGUAAGCCGAGUGAAUGGAACCCCGGCGUGUGUCUCUCUUGGGGAGACAACUUCAUAUCCCAAGUGAUCGAAUGGGCAAGCAAACUCACAUGUACGCUGGAGAGGGCUCAGGUCGGGCGAAUCUCCUUUGAGCCAGGGGUCGGAAUGAGAUUCAACAUGCUGUCCGAAGCGGAAAUAGAGGAGGUUCGAGACGGAGAAGAUCGCAUAGGCUUUCUUCCUACAUGGUUUGUGGAACAUUGCUUGGCUCCUCCAAAGCCGAGUCUGUCUGACGAAGGACGAACACUAUGA